GAUAAUGGUGGCCCAGUGUAGCGCAGCCGAAGCGGCCGAGCUUCCAUGUCCGCGCUAAGCCUGGGUCUCUUGUUCGGUGGCGCGGUGGUGGAGCAGGCGGCGGUGGUUGGCGGCGGCCGCAAGCGGCAGUUAUGAGUUCCCGGGAGUGCACAGCGAUGCCCCUGUCGCGGACGCGGUCCCUGAUCGCCAACAUGAAUGGCUCGGCGCCUUCGUCAGAGGCCGGCUACAUCGAAAAAAACGCCGCCAACAACAACAACUCUUCGGCGAACGGGCGCAGUCUGCUGCUGCCACCCAUGAAGAGCCAGACCAUCGCGGGCUUCAAGUUCCAGUCGAGCGUUCACAAGCUCUUCGACGUGAACCAGAACGGCGACUCGCCCGACAGCAAAGCGGUCGCCGUUUUCGGAAGCGGCGGCGGCGGCGCGGGGAAAACGUUGGUGGCCACGCCGGAGCAGGUGAUGCAGAUGUACAUGCACAAGCUGAGCCCGUACGAACGCCACGAGAUCAUCAACUACCCGCAGAUCUACUUCAUAGGCGCCAACGCCAAGAAGCGCCAGGGAGCGCCAGAAACCCCGAACAACUGCGGCUACGACGACGAUGAAGGUUCAUACCUCCACGUUCCCCACGACCACAUCGCGUACCGCUUCGAGAUGCUCAAGGUGAUAGGCAAGGGCUCCUUCGGCCAGGUCGUCAAAGCGUACGACCACAAGGAGCACCAACACGUGGCCCUCAAGAUGGUUCGCAACGAGAAGCGAUUCCACCGGCAGGCGCAGGAGGAGAUUCGCAUACUGGAUUUCCUGCGUCGUCAGGACCGCGACAACACGUUCAACCUGAUCCACAUGCUGGAACACUUCACCUUCCGCAACCACACGUGCAUCACAUUCGAGCUGUUGUCCAUCAACCUGUACGAGCUGAUGAAGAAGAACAAGUUCAAGGGCUUCUCCCUGCAGAUGGUGCGCAAGUUCACCCACUCGCUCCUGCAGUGCCUGGACGCGCUGCACCGCAGUCACAUCAUACACUGCGACCUGAAACCCGAGAACGUGCUGCUCAAACAGCAGGGUCGAUUGGGCAUCAAGGUCAUAGACUUCGGGUCGUCGUGUUUCGAACACCAAUGCGUCUACUCCUACAUCCAGUCGCGCUUUUACCGAGCGCCGGAGGUGAUACUGGGUGCAAAGUAUGGCAUGCCCAUCGACAUGUGGAGUCUUGGCUGCAUCCUAGCCGAACUACUCACGGGGUACCCACUCCUGCCCGGAGAGGACGAGGCCGAUCAGCUGGCCUGCAUCAUGGAGUUGCUAGGCCCACCGCCUCAGAAGUUACUCGACCAGGCCAAGCGGGCCAAGAACUUCAUCAGCUCCAAGGGCUACCCGCGCUACUGCACCGUCACUACGCUACCCUUCGGCGCCGUACUUCUAGGCGCGGGACGGUCUAGACGCGGAAAGCUGCGUGGUCCUCCGGGCUCCAAGGACUGGUCAAGCGCCCUCAAAGGUUGCGACGACCCAAUGUUCGUGGACUUCCUCAAGCGGUGCUUGGAGUGGGACCCCGCGAGCCGCAUGACUCCGGCGGCGGCACUGCGGCACGCCUGGCUCCGACGUAGGCGACCGCGUACUGCUAAAAAAAUUGGUAAUAAACACGUACCUUAA
This is a messenger RNA of Rhipicephalus microplus (southern cattle tick), 1637 nucleotides long. Its product is annotated as dual specificity tyrosine-phosphorylation-regulated kinase 2. NCBI's taxonomy places the organism in Eukaryota, Metazoa, Arthropoda, Arachnida, Ixodida, Ixodidae. The record is from RefSeq and is a predicted model, not a curated record. Gene Ontology annotation, molecular function: protein serine/threonine kinase activity; protein serine/threonine/tyrosine kinase activity; ATP binding. Gene Ontology annotation, biological process: peptidyl-threonine phosphorylation; peptidyl-serine phosphorylation. Gene Ontology annotation, cellular component: cytoskeleton; cytoplasm; nucleus.